Phyllopteryx taeniolatus (common seadragon) is the source of this 5781-nucleotide messenger RNA. Its product is annotated as gastrula zinc finger protein XlCGF57.1-like. Gene Ontology annotation, molecular function: DNA-binding transcription factor activity, RNA polymerase II-specific; RNA polymerase II cis-regulatory region sequence-specific DNA binding. The transcript is spliced from 3 exons. Gene Ontology annotation, cellular component: nucleus. Gene Ontology annotation, biological process: central nervous system development; regulation of transcription by RNA polymerase II. Bases 474 to 992 code for a protein of 172 amino acids. The record is from RefSeq and is a predicted model, not a curated record. NCBI's taxonomy places the organism in Eukaryota, Metazoa, Chordata, Actinopteri, Syngnathiformes, Syngnathidae.
AAAAAAUCCUCCCGUCCCGACUAAUCGAAAUUGGCCGAGUUUCGUCAUCAUUCCACUUGCAUGUUCUUCAUCUUGUUUUUCAUCCAUCAUAUUUUGCCAUAAAUUUAAUUUGAAAUGAUUGCAACUAACAAUCAAAUCCAAGCUCCUGCGUCCGCGCAUGCGCUUCCUCGUUGGCAGCAACUUCCGCUCCAGAUCGACUUCCGUCCACUUUUGUUUGAGGAACCGAAUUUCCUCCGCUAAUUAUUUUUUCCCGAAUUAGUUGCGAACUUAUUGAAACAUCGACAUAGCGCGUCCAUCGUGAAUUUAAAGAAGUAAAAUAUCGUUUAAAUCUUCGUGUCCGAAUAAACUCGUCUUGGUGGUGCAAGUUGAAGCUUCUCGGCCUAGUUAGCUUAGCACGCUAGCAGUUUACAAAGAGACGCGUUUGUCAGCAACGCAUCGCAAAUUAGAGAUCGCCUGUGAUUAUCGUAUGCAAAAUGUGUGCAAGAACGGCAGUUAAGUACGAGAAGGAACUUUCUGGAACGAAAGAGGAGGACGAGCCACACCGUCAACUUGUGGACGCUGCUCGCAUGCAGCCUCGUGUUGUGUUACACAGAGCAGACGUCAGUGAAAAUCUUCAUGCAGAGCGGAAGCAGUCAGUAUCCCCUCACAUCAAAGAGGAAGAGGUUCAACGCAUCAAGGAGGAGGAGGAAGAGUUCUUACACAUGAAAGAGGAAGAGCGCGAGGAAAUCAUCAAGGUUCCAUUGAAUGGUGUCCAUUUGAAGAGUGAAGAUGAAGGUCAACGUGAGGAGAGCAGAGGGGCGGAGCCUUCAAGCAGGAACUCCGCAAGUGAUGGAGACCACUGUGGAGGAUCACAAGCAGAGGGCCUCUUAGCUCCACUAUCAAAUAGUGACGACAUGACGUUGCACUCUACUCACACUGAUGAAAAUGACACUGAUGAACCAUCUGAAGGUGGAGAAUGCAGCCAAACAGAGAAAGACAUUGAAGUGGAAUGAGCUGAAGCGGGUGAACCACAUGAAUUUUUCAGAAUCAACUCUCAGCCAGGCGGCACGGUGGCCGACUGGUUAGAGCGUCAGCCUCACAGUUCUGAGGACCCGGGUUCAAUCCCCGGCCCCGCCUGUGUGGAGUUUGCAUGUUCUCCCCGUGUCUGCGUGGGUUUUCUCCGGGCACUCCGGUUUCCUCCCACAUCCCAAAAAACAUGCAUUAAUUGGAGACUCUAAAUUGCCCGUAGGCAUGACUGUGAGUGCGAAUGGUUGUUUGUUACUAUGUGCCCUGCAAUUGGCUGGCAACCAGUUCAGGGUGUACCCCGCCUCCUGCCCGAUGACAGCUGGGAUAGGCUCCAGCACGCCCGCGACCCUAGUGAGGAGAAGCGGCUCAGAAAAUGGAUGGAUGGAACUCUCAGCCAUAUUUGACAUGUAUUCAUCCAGGUCCAGCUGACAAUGAUGCGCGUGCGGCUGCCGACCUGCAAGGUGGUUCCCUGCAGUCGGACAUUUCAUCUGACAAAGCAUUGACAUACACAUUAAACACCUCCAGAAUUUCUACUUUUCACAAACAUAUGCUUCCAACAUUAGUGGAUGAAUAUUUGUUUUGCAAAGAAGGUUCUGCUCUGCCUCAAACAUCUAUUGAAAAUACAAAAAAAUGUCAUGUAAUCUGUUGCUGUUCACACAAAAACUAAGCAGUAUAUAUUUUUUUCAUUUUCUUCCCCUUCUUUAUAGUAUGUGACCAAUGCAGGUGGGGGGGUGGGGGCAAACCAGUGCAAAUUGCAGGCGGUCCCAAGCCCGGAUAAAUGCGUCAGGAAGGGCAUCCGGCUUAAAACGUUGCCAAACAAAUAUGAGUCAAAGACGAAGGAGGUGGAAAGCGGGUUCUUAGGGCAGAAAGAGAAAAGGAAAGCACAGAGCCACGAACUGAAUGUGGAGACUUUGAAUGUUGGGACUAUGACAGAAAAAGCUCAGGAGUUGGUUGACAUGAUGAUUCGGAGAAUGGUGGAUAUAAGUCCUGGAGAGCAGGUGGAAAGGCAGUAAGGCUGGAAGUUUAGGAGCAGGGUUCAAUAUAUUUUACUAUGGCAUAGAUGGGAAGAGAAAUGGAGUAGGGGUUAUUUUAAAGCUAACUCACCUGAGGAUGUCUUGGAGGUGAAAAGAGUAUCACAUCGAGUGAUGAGCAGACGAUGUAACCUGAAGGAGGUUACUUACUGUAAGGUAGUGGUAGGGGAGAGUGUGACUAGACAAGAGGAUGGUGGUGUGUAAGAUGACUCUGGUGGUGGAGAGGAAGAUUAAGAAGACAAGGCAGAGCAAAGAAUCAUGUGAGAGAAGAACUGGUACUGCAUGCGGAAGUCUGGUGUGGCAGAGAUAUACGUAUGUAUGUUAGUUUGUAUGUACUUUAGUUUCAGGUGGAGGUGGGACUGCAUCAUGGAUCACCCCUAAGCCCCUUCCUGUUUGCAGUGGUGAUGGAUAGGCUGACAGAUGAGGUAAGACUGGAAUCCCCGUGGACCAUGAUGUUCGCAGGUGACCUGCAGUGAAAGCAGUGAGCAGGUGGAGGAACAGUUAGAAAGGUGGAGGCAUGCACUGGAAAGGAGAGGAAUGAAGAUUAGCCAAAGUAAGACAGAAUAUAUGUGCAUGAAUGAGAGGGGUGGUGGGGGAAGAGUGAGGCUACAGGGAGAAGAGAGAGCAAGGGUGGAGGACUUCUCAUACUUGGGGUCAACAGUCCAGAGCAAUGGUCUCCCUUGGCAGUGAUUAGAUGUCCCUAAACAUGAACACACAAGUAGUUCAAACAACAAAUGUCACCAUUGCAGUCUUCUGUUUUACAAGAAGAUUAUCACCAAAUAUGUCGUAAGGAAACAAAUAGAAAAAUCAAGAUGUUUCAGUUGAGGACCAUUUAAAAAGUGUCUGCCAGGAACCUAAAAAUGGCAAAAAAAAUAAAGCUGUACUACAUUAAACUGUAUGUUAAAUAUCCAUCCAUCCAUUUUCUUUACCGCUUAUCCUCACGCGGGUCACGAGUGUGUUGGAGCCUAUCCCAGCUAUCUUCGGGUACACCCUGAACUGGUCGCCAGCCAAUCGGAGCGCUUGCAAAACGAUGUAUUAGUUUUUUUCAUGAAACUGUUAUUUGAAUGUCUGAUUGGUGAAAUUCAAAACAAACAUUUCUGCGAAGAAUGCUGCACAGCCGAAGAGUAAACGAGACAAUUGUCAACGCAUAGUAGACUUCAUGCAGAAUGGCAGAGCUUUCUGUUGCUAACUAACCGAAAUGGAACAAUGAUGAAUUCAGAUUUUGAUGUGCCUGUUAUUUGUUUUUAUUUAAGCUUCAGCUCUGAAGAGUUCCAAAUCCCAUUCAUUUUCUAUGGUAGUGCUAAACCACGACCGAUGCAACAUUUUUCUGGGCCACUACUAUGGAAUCAGAUUUGUGCCAAAAAGAUUCACUCAAAUUUUUUUAAUAGAAAACAUGAAACAAAGAUUCACACAAAACUUUUUAAAUCGCAAACGUGCCAAUUAUUGAUUUUUUUUUUUUGCUUGCAAUGAAGACUUUUGCGUUUGCCUCUCUUUUUUUUCCCGCUUAUGUCUCAGUUUUUUUCCGUUUACAGUUUAAGUUUGAAGUUUCUGAUUUUUUCUCUGACUUUUGGCACAAACGUCUCAGGUGGGUGGGUUUUAUGAGGAAUGCGUCCUCAUUGGCUAAUUAAUUUUGAUGCUUCUUUAUUUACUUCUCAAUGCUUCUUUACAGUCUAGUUCAAUCGAACAUUCAAUUACGGGAUAUGGACAUCACAUUGCGUCGCAAUGAGUAUGAUAUGAUUGAGGGGAAAUAAUUAAAAAGCAAAAAACAUCUAUGAACACCAACUGCAGAAGUUCUACUUUUUCAAGUGGCAGAUAUAUGGAAGCACAAGAAGCAGCAAACUGAUUUAGGGGAUGCAUAUCCAAUGUGAACUUUUGUUGAUUGUUUUUAAUUGGAAGUUAAGUCAUUUUCUUGACAAAGAUUCCUUCGUGCUAUUUUGUUUCAAAGAGUAAUGUUCAGCGUUGAUACACACAGGAGUCAUGUCCAGAUUGGUUUGGAGGCCUAUAAGGCGAUGCAAGGGGGGUAUUGGCACUUAAGUAUUAAACGACUCCCCCUACUGUGUCUGCUCCAGCUCUGUGGACACGCCUGCCCUCCAUAUGAUGUAUUGUUAGAUAUCCAUUUGACAAUUUGUUGUAUUAUGUUUGAUUUAGUUGCAAAAUACUGGCAGAUGUUUUUGUUUUUCCAGGAGUGUUCGGGGUCCCGCUUGUAUAAACCUGGACUCCGAGACUUGUUCAUGGACUGUGAUUAUGGACAGCGGGCCCUGGGCGGAAUGGUUCUGAAUUUCUUCAUCAAUGUCACGAACUGUGGACCAUAUGGAGGGAGACCACCAUUAUGGUUUUUUUCUAUUUUCAUUUGUGUGUAUUUUGAUAUGUUUGCUUCCACAGUUUUGUUCAUUUAUUUCGAUGAUUGUAUUAUUCUGUUGUGUAUGUUUUGUCAUCCGGGUCAGGGUCCCCUGCGGCGGUUUGCUGGAGGCUUGAUAUGGCUCUCUCUCUAUGCCUCGUCUCUCUUAAGAGAGAUUUUUCGAUGGAGAGCCGGGAAACCUUGGCGCUUCCACGAGGCUGCACGUGCAAAUGCCUAAAUUUAGGAUUGGCUAGCGUCAUUGUCGUUAUUGUUCGUGGGGAGGAGAUUUUGUUUAUUUGGCUGUUUGGUACUCACGUGUGGCUUCAGGGGCCGACGAGGGGACGCAGGGAGUAAUUCGGCCUUAUUAGGAUAAUUGUUUUUCCUAGUUAAUGGUUAACCUUAAUUAGAAGUGUUGGAGCAUGAUAGACUUUCUUGACCAAGUAGAUUCUUCCAAUUUGUAGAUAAUAGGUUACCUUUUUGGGCUAAUGCUGGUUUGUUGUUUCUUGCCAGGUGUCAGUUGCUGCUUCUAUGUCUUGUAAUGAGUUCGGGGAUCUCAUUAAAGGGGGAUCCAUCCAUCCAUUUUCUGAGCCGCUUCUCCUCACUAGGGUCGCGGGCGUGCUGGAGCCUAUCCCAGCUGUCAUCGGGCAGGAGGCGGGGUACACCCUGAACUGGUUGCCAGCCAAUCGCAGGGCACAUAGAAACUAACAACCAUUCGCACUCACAGUCAUGCCUACGGGCAAUUUAGAGUCUCCAAUUAAUGCAUGUUUUUGGGAUGUGGGAGGAAACCGGAGUGCCCGGAGAAAACCCACGCAGGCACGGGGAGAACAUGCAAACUCCACACAGGUGGGGACGGGGAUUGAACCCCGCACCUCAGAACUGUGAGGCUGACGCUCUAACCAGUCGGCCACCGUGCCGCCUUAAAGGGGGAUAUGUAGUAUAUUUAAAUAGCACCGAAGUCCGAAUUCCUUUGAGAGGACCAAGUGUUUUGAGAACAGUAUUCAAGCCAACCAUCUUUGUAUUUCUACAUCAAAGGAAUUCCUUUCGCCAUUUGUAUGUUUAUUAGGGUUUCCCUUCUCUUCUCGGACCAUAACCUGUCUUUGGUUUACAGCAGAGGUUCGAGUCAACAAAGAGGACUGAUUUGCAUCUUACGAGAUAAGGGUACCAUUUGGGCACCAGGCCAGUCUGUUAAGACGGCAGCAGGCGGGUGUGGGUGUUUCACGGACACAGAGUGUCGCCUUGUGGCCAGCAGAACACUCCAAAAAUGGUCAUGGGGAGCGACCACCUUCUGGGUAAACCCUAGGGGCGGGGCUAAUUCCAUUCCCAGAUCAUUCAACCUUUAUAAACUGGCAUUCAGGAGUUUCGGGGGCUUUUUCGUUGUCCUGGCUAAGGCUUGUUAAAUAAAUCUAA